Messenger RNA from Eimeria acervulina, 681 nucleotides. RefSeq lists its product as hypothetical. Lineage: Eukaryota; Apicomplexa; Conoidasida; Eucoccidiorida; Eimeriidae. The coding region runs from base 1 to 681 and encodes 226 amino acids. The record is from RefSeq and is a predicted model, not a curated record. The transcript has 5 exons.
AUGCAGCGUGUAGAGCAUGUGAGGAGCAACGGGAGCAGCUGCCCGUUGGCGGUGAAGCCAGGGGGGUGGCACUUGUGUGGGUUCUGUCGAGUUGUGUUGUUCCAAGGGGUGCAUGUUGUCUGUCGAUGUAUGCACGGAAAUCUGUAUCGGCAAGACAAUUGCUUUGCGUUGGGCGAAUAUACGCGUUGUCGGGACUGUGCGGGGCAGCACUUGGUGUUUUAUUCUGUGCGUGAAGAAGCGCAUGCGUUAAUGUUAGGUGCCAGAUGCGGCGUAGCAGGUGUCAAGCCUAUCGUGGAUGAACGGGUGCUAUGCGAGAGAAUCCUGUACGGUGGAGGGUUUGUUUUGAGGCUGCGGGAGUCUGGAGUACCCUUGCGUGCACGGCCGUCUUGUGCGGAGUGGCUGGAGCUGCACGUCAUAUUGACGGAUGCAUGUAUGCGACAGCAGGCUGAUUGUUGGCAGUCGAGCAAGCUUAUAACUUGUGUCAGCACAAUGUGGAGGAUGAAGGACGGGCGUGGAGGAUGCGGAACAGGGGAGGUGGGUGAAGAGCGCGGGAGAGUUGGGCGGGUGUUGAAGGGCUGUAGAGAGGAGAGUGGCAAACGGCAUGGUUGGGACUUGUGGAUAAUGGCUUUUCACACAGGAGGUGCGCAAUGCGAAGCAUGGGAGGGAAGGGAAAGACGCUAA